CUGCGUCAAUAACCAUAAGUUUCUCUCUCCACUCACCAUCUCUGUAAAUUCAUUCACAAAUGUCUCUUCGUGGUUAUGAAUUAUGAUCAGUUUUUCAGUGACGGAGACCCCUGAAUCAGUAAUAAUGCGGAAAGAAGUUAAAUAAGGAUACAACCCAGAUAAAUUCUUCAAAUAAUUGUUGAAUUUUUGAGGUGGGUAUUGCUCCAUUUGCGAUAUUUUGGUUGUUGUCGUCUCUAUUGAUUACGUUUUCAUUUUGUCUUCUUUCUCGAUUUUUCUUGUUGGAUGUCAAUUGGGUUUUCUUGUUAGAUAUUUUUUUCGUAUAUUGAUUGGAGUGUUGUAUACUGAGGAUAAGGAUGUGGCGUAGGAUCGAUAGGAACUCUUGUUUGAAUUGAUGUUUGGUCGUUGUUGGGUGAUGUGGGAUUCUAGCAAUUUCUGAGUUUCAGUCAGACAGCGACGAAUGAGCUGUGUUUGUUUUUUUUCUUCAAAGAGAUUAAGGCGGUGUUUCUUUCGGCUAUGUGAUGUUGUACGAAGUAUAAAUGGAGGCGUUUCUCGGUUAUUAGUGUGCCCGAGAAAUUGAGUGAACAAAGGUAGUUAUUAUAGGGAGAGAUGAUUGAGAAGAAGCAGAAGAAGUUUCUUACUGUGGCACCAUUUGAGUGUGCCUGGCGCAAGGACCUGAGGUUUCGGGAAGCUGGGCGAGGCUGUGUGGCAUUCGAAGCUUUUGCUCACAAUGAUGUCACGUUGGUUUUUCGGGAGAGUGUGGGAAGUCAGCACUACCAUUAUAAAAGGGAUAACAGUCCACACUAUACGGUAAUUCUUGGUAGUCAUCGGAAUCGGAGAUUGAAAAUUGAGGUGGAUGGGAAGACUGUGGUUGAUGUGGCAGGGAUCGGGCUUUGUUGUUCUUCGGCAUUUCAGAGCUAUUGGAUCAGUAUCUAUGAUGGGUUGAUUAGUAUUGGCAAAGGAAGAUACCCUUUUCAGAAUCUUGUGUUUCAGUGGCUUGAUUCCAACCCCAAUUGUAGUGUUCAGUAUGUUGGCCUAAGUAGUUGGGAUAAACAUGUGGGUUAUAGAAAUGUCAAUGUAUUGCCAUUAACCCAUAACCAUAUAUCCCUGUGGCAGCACGUGGAUUAUGGUGAAUAUGAAGGAGGGGAGGAUGGUGAAGAGGAUUUGGAGGAUGAGUAUGUGAGCUAUGAAAAAUGGGGACUCGAAAAUUUUGUUGAGAGUUGGGAACUAUCUGAUAUGUUCUUCAUUGUUGGUUUGGAGGAAAGGGCUGUACCAGCUCACAAGGUUAUCUUGGGGGCAUCUGGUAAUUUUUCUUUCACUUCAGCAGAUAAAGAGGUUGUCCAGCUCCCAGGGGUAACCUACCCAGUUCUUCAUGCAUUCCUUCAAUAUAUCUAUACGGGCCAGACCCAGAUUCCAGAGUCACAACUUGUAUCCCUGAGGGCUCUGAGCUUACAAUUUGAAGUGGUGCCAUUGCUGAAUCAGUGUGAAGAGAUUAUUGAACGUUUUAAACUGAAUAAGAAAUUAUUUGACUCGGGUAAGAAUGUUGAGAUAUCAUAUCCAAAUGCUUGGCCCCAUUGCUGUACAUCUUUCCUAUCUGGACUCCCUGUGAGUAUGCUGAGGCUAAAAGAAUUGCAUUUUACUGGAAAGUACUGUGAUGUGGACAUCUACAUUGAGGGUCAUGGUCUUGUUGCACGGCCACAUAGAAUUAUCCUUGGUUUAUGGAGUGCUCCAUUUGCAAAGAUGUUCACAAAUGGAAUGAGUGAGAGCAUUUCCUCAAAGGUUUGCCUAAGGGAUGUGUCGCCACAAGCAUUCAAUGCUAUGCUUGAAUUCAUGUAUAGUGGCAAACUCGAUAUAGAUGAUACCAUGGACACGGGGACUUUGUUACUCCAGCUUCUUCUAUUGGCAGAUCAAUUUGGUGUUGCUCUCUUGCAUCAGGAAUGCUGCAAAACUCUUUUAGAAUGCCUAUCAGAGGACUCAGUAUGUCCAAUUCUCCAAGUGGUUUCAUCAGUUCUGUCAUGUAAACUUAUUGAAGAAACAUGCCUGAGGAAAUUUUCAACACACUUCGAUUAUUACACAACUGCAAGCAUUGACUUCAUCUUGUUAGAUCAGACAACUUUUAGCAGUAUUAUUCAGCAUCCAGAUCUGACUGUAACGUCUGAGGAAAGAGUUCUCAAUGCAAUCUUAUUGUGGUGUAUGCAAGCAAAGGAAUUGCAUGGGUGGGAGGUAGUGGAUGAACUCAUAACAUAUUCAACUCCUGAACUCCUUUUCAGAGAGAGGCUUCACUCAGUCAUUGAUUUGUUGCCAUUCAUACGGUUUCCAUUACUGCCAUAUCCCUUGCUCAAGAAGUUGGAGAAGAGCAGCCUUAGCAGACAGAUUCCGGUUUUUGAUGAUCUUGUAAAGGAGGCAAUCAAUUAUGUAGAAUUUGGAUUGGCAAGGCCAGAAAAUGACCAGUGUGCAAGAUUUCAACAUAGGCGAUCUAGCUUUAAGGAGCUCCAGUACAUAUGUGAUGGGGACAGCAAUGGAGUUCUGCACUUUGCAGGCACAUCAUAUGGGGAACAUCAGUGGGUAAAUCCCAUUCUAGCCAAGAGGAUAACUAUUACUGCAAGCAGUCCAACUUCGAGACAUACUGACCCAAAGGUUCUAGUCUCAAGGACUUAUCAGGGAACAUCUUUCACUGGGCCUCGAGUUGAAGAUGGGAAGAACUGUUCAUGGUGGACGGUUGACAUUGGCGAAGAUCACCAGCUUAUGUGCAACUAUUACACCUUGAGACAGGAUGGAUCGAGAGCCUAUAUUAGAUUUUGGAAUCUUCAGGGGUCGUUGGAUGGGAAAGCUUGGACAAACUUGAGAGUACAUGAGAAUGAUCAAACAAUGUGCAAGCCCGGUCAGUAUGCAUCAUGGCCUAUAAUGGCACCGAAUGCUCUACUUCCCUUCAGAUUCUUUAGGGUUAUUCUGACAGGUCCCACCUCUGAUGCUUCUAACCCAUGGAACUUCUGCAUUUGCUUCCUGGAACUGUACGGCUACUUCCACUGAUUUGGCUAAAUCAUAUUUUACAUUUCCCAGUUGUGCGCACUUGUGAUCUUCCUACAUUGUUCCAGUAAAGCUAAUGAAUCUACCCCUAAAUUCCUUUUUUCC
Vitis riparia (riverbank grape) is the source of this 3129-nucleotide messenger RNA. RefSeq names its product BTB/POZ domain-containing protein At2g30600. Bases 607 to 3027 code for a protein of 806 amino acids. The transcript has 13 exons. The record is from RefSeq and is a predicted model, not a curated record. NCBI's taxonomy places the organism in Eukaryota, Viridiplantae, Streptophyta, Magnoliopsida, Vitales, Vitaceae. Gene Ontology annotation, molecular function: protein binding.